Molecule: messenger RNA, 2586 nt
Organism: Salvia miltiorrhiza (redroot sage)
Lineage: Eukaryota; Viridiplantae; Streptophyta; Magnoliopsida; Lamiales; Lamiaceae
Product: UBP1-associated protein 2A-like
Exons: 3
Coding region: 104-1546 (480 amino acids)
Molecular function (GO): RNA binding
Source: RefSeq, a predicted model, not a curated record
AUUCAGAAAAAGAAAAUAAUUUGAUGAGAAACCCUCGUCGCCGUCGUUAUAACCAGUGAUUCUCAACUCAGUGCACAAAUCCUGCACAGUCAAUUCACCUCACAUGGCGAAGAAGCGGAAGCUCAAAGCGGGACCCUCACAAAUUGAAGAGGAAGAGGAAAUCGUCGCCGAAGAAGAAGACAUCGGCGACGAUGACGAAGACGAAAUUGAGUACGAAGAAGUUGAGUAUGAAGAAGAAGAAGAGGAGGAAGAAUACGAAGAGGAAGAGGAAGAAGAAGCGGACGCUGAAGUAGACGAUCCACACAACAGCAGCAGCGUUGGGGAGAAGCCAAUCCUGAGCAACGAUGUUGGUGUCGACGCGUCGACAAUUCCAAGCAACAACGACGGACGCGGCAAGACGCCAGUUCAGAGCAACAAUAACGGCGACGAGGUGGAGGAGGAGCCGAUUCAUAGCGUCCUAGCUGCAUUCAGUAAAGAAAAAUUGGUCGAAUUGCUCGCGGAGGCCGCGCAUCGCCACGCCGACGUGGCGGCUAGGGUUCGGGCAGAUGCGGAUGCGGACCCCUCCAAUCGGAAGAUAUUCGUGCACAGCCUGAAUUGGGACACCGCCGAGGAGACGCUGUUCGAGGAGUUCGCGAAAUACGGCGAAAUCGAGGAUUGUCGCCUCGUCACCGACAAGAUCACCGGUCAAUCGAAGGGUUACGGAUUCGUUCUCUUCAAGACCUGCCGCGCAGCUCGCCAGGCGCUGAAGGAGCCUCAGAAGUUGAUCGACAGACGAAUGACGUCGUCCCAGCUGGCAUCCGUGGGGCCUAUUGCUGCGGGAUCGCCGUUGCCGCGGAAACUGCAGCAGCCGAUGCCGGGGUAUACACAGAGGAAGAUUUUUGUGACUAAUGUGGGGGAGGAGCUGGAUCCGGAGAAGUUGAAGGAUUUCUUCUCCAAGUAUGGGGAGAUCGAGGAAGGCCCUUUGGGGCUUGAUAGAGAGACGGGCAAGCCAAAGGGCUUCUGCUUGUUUACGUAUAAGACUGUGGAGAGCGCGAAAUUAGCGUUGAGCGAGCCCCAUAAGCAGUUUGAAGGGGUUACAUUGCAUUGCCAGCAUGCCAUUGAUGGACCGAAGCCUCAUAAGGGAGCGGCUAAGAAUCUGCAAUAUGUCGACAAUGUGGCGUCCAAUAUGGUUGAUUCGGCUAUGGUGCCUCCCUAUAUGCAGUUGCCCCAGCCUCAUAUGGUGCAGCAGCCCCCGCCGGUGAAUAUGGACCCUGCUGCAUUUGGACAGGCAUUGACGACCCUAUUAGCAGCACAGGGAGGCGGGUUGAACCUUCUCGGGGUGCUUGGAGCGGCCACAGGGAUGUAUAACAACUCUGCAGUGGUGCCUGGUUUCGGAGGCCCGGUGGUGCAGGGUGGCUAUGGGAUGGGUGGUGGGGUGAACAUGGGAUCAAAUGGGAUGGAAGGGGGUUGGAAUCAAGGGGGACGCGGACGCCCGGCCAACCAGAUGAGAUGGCGAGGUCGUGGCAGAGGAAAGCAUGGUCCUAGGAGGCCGCGGAUGGGUCAGUAGAUGUGGAACAGUGAAAUCUGAACGAAGUUUUGCUUCAAUCAAUCUUCACAAACCUGGGCAGCACUUCCCGCUCACAUUUUCUGACAUUCAACCCGGGAAUUUUCGUUUGCUUACGCAGUUCAGAUUUGGCAGUGCUUAAAUUUUUUCCACUCAAUUCCCUAUAAAUAUAUCUCCUCAGAGACAGCUUUAUCAUUUUCAUAUUCAAAUAUUUGAAAGUGGGUAAUGGUUUAUAAAGUACUUUGGUCAUUGUCGUGAUUUAUUUUGUAAAAUUUUUCUUUUUUCUCCUAAAUAUUGGUUGUUAAUAUUUCCUUCAUUUUAUGUUUCAUGUCUAGCGACAUUUUGUAUCAUUUCCUCUAACCCUCAUCGCGUUAAGAUGGUCUACUUCUCCUAUGCAGUAUUGUUUUUGUGCCUUAAUUUUUUCUCCUGUUUUGUUUUGAACAAAUGCUUUAAAAAUUGGUUUUUCGAGAUGGUAGACUAUCAUUUAUAACUACACGGAUGCUUGUUGAUCAAGAUACUUAGAUCAGUCAAUAUCUCUUUAUCUUGUGAUGAAGUUUAUAAGAUCCCCAAAUUUUCAUUUCCAAACUGGAGUAGUAUGUGGAUCUAUUUUGAGUCCAUAGUUUUUACUCGCAUAUGGUGCCAUGAUGCCUAUUAUAGAUUUGUGAUGACCGAUGAGGUCUUACAUCACAUACAUCCAUUAUGAUCUACAAAGUUCAUGUCAUGGUCUUAAGGUUCGUCCUGCACAAGCUAUGGGAAGGCAUAUGACAGUGGAAAUUACAUCUUAGCAGAGCUUACCAUAAGAAGGAAAUGAUAUUUAGACGAUGUCGGCCUUGACGGCUUGAUGUUCUCGUCCUGACCUCUUUCAAACAGUCAUUCUCUUAUUCCCAGGUAGAGUUUUGUUCAAAUUCUAGUUGCAUUCCGAAGGAAAUUUUUGAGGUAGAAUGGGUAUUGGGUGUGUCUAUAUAGAAGGGUGGCUAUAAUCCCAAAACACUUUUAAUAUAUGUUUUACUACUUUUAUUGAAAAAUAGUUUUAUUUCUUUGAA